Messenger RNA from Tripterygium wilfordii, 1093 nucleotides. RefSeq lists its product as uncharacterized. Gene Ontology annotation, biological process: SNARE complex assembly. The record is from RefSeq and is a predicted model, not a curated record. Bases 63 to 869 code for a protein of 268 amino acids. The transcript is spliced from 9 exons. Lineage: Eukaryota; Viridiplantae; Streptophyta; Magnoliopsida; Celastrales; Celastraceae. Gene Ontology annotation, cellular component: endosome; lytic vacuole. Gene Ontology annotation, molecular function: SNARE binding.
GUGAGAAAUAACGACAAUUAUAUACAGACUUAUCUAAAAAAAGAGCAAGAAAGAAAGAAGCGAUGGAGGAUCUGUACGCUUUGGACUUCGAUGGAGUUCUCUGUGAUAGCUGUGGUGAGAGCUCCCUCUCUGCAGUAAAGGCUGCUAAAGUAAGAUGGCCGGGCCUGUUCAAUGGCGUGGAUUCUACCUUGGAGGAUUGGAUUGUUGAUCAGAUGCACAUAGUGCGACCUGUGGUGGAAACUGGAUAUGAAAAUUUGUUACUUGUGAGGUUGCUGCUGGAGAUGCGGAUGCCUUCUGUUCGAAAAUCCUCUGUUGCAGAAGGAUUAACAGUUGAGAGGAUAUUGGAAGAAUGGAUAAAGGUAAAACCAGUCAUUUUAGAAGAGUGGGGUGAGAACAGGGACGAACUUAUAGAUCUUUUUGGAAAGAUCAGGGAUGAAUGGAUGGAUAAUGACUUAAAGACUUGGAUUGGCGCAAAUAGAUUCUAUCCAGGUGUUCCCGAUGCUCUAAAAUUUGCAAGCUCAAAGAUAUAUAUAGUAACUACGAAACAGGGCCGGUUUGCUGAUGCUUUGCUGCGUGAGCUUGCAGGAGUAACAAUCCCAACAGAAAGGUUAUAUGGUUUAGGAUCCGGUCCCAAGGUGGAGGUGCUGAAGCAACUUCAGAAGAAGCCAGAACAUCAGGGGUUGACAUUCCAUUUUGUGGAGGAUCGACUUGCAACACUGAAGAAUGUCAUCAAAGACCCAGAAUUAGAUGGUUGGAACUUGUAUCUAGGGGAUUGGGGAUACAACACCCAGAAAGAGAGAAAGGAAGCAGCUAGCAUUCCUAGGAUUCACCUUCUUGAGCUCUCUGACUUCAGCAAGAAACUGAAGUAACUCAUCCCUUCAUCUCAUAUUUCCAUUCAAAAACAUAUUAUCAAUUCAUUUAAGAUGUAAAUGAUAAUUGAACUUCAUUGUCAUAUAUUUCAAGCAUCAGCGAUGCACUUAGUUUGUUUUUUUUUUUAUUGAAAUCUUCAAGAAAAAAGACUACUUGGUACAGCUAGAAGUUGUUGGUGGAUUUGGUUUUCGAUAAAUUGGAAUUAUGUCUGUUAUCUAUUCUA